Lates calcarifer (barramundi perch) is the source of this 4938-nucleotide messenger RNA. Its product is annotated as transcription intermediary factor 1-alpha-like. The record is from RefSeq and is a predicted model, not a curated record. Gene Ontology annotation, molecular function: protein binding; zinc ion binding. Lineage: Eukaryota; Metazoa; Chordata; Actinopteri; Centropomidae.
CAUGGGUAAUAUUUGGUCUGUGUUUUGAGCAGCGAAAGCGCAGAUGGUCUCCUUUCUCAUGGAUAUAUGAGCUUCAUAACACUAUGUAUGUCGCCUGAUUUUAAUGCAGAUGUGACUGUGCACUGUUAACUUCUGCCUGUAUUAAUAAGAACCGCCACAAACCGCGGAAUUCAUUAUUUAUUGACUGUAGCAUAUGUGCAAUUAAAACAAGCUACGUUGCUAAAUUAGCUUCCAAAACGGGAAAAUGGACUUUUAACUAAAGCUGUUAUGGCCCAGUUUAAUGAAUCACCUUGCAGGGUGAAAGGGAUAUGUUUUAAAUGUUACCACGCAUAAUAUUAGAGUUUAUAUCCCCUAUCUGGCUUGUUAAGUUUAAGUUAUAGGCUGUCCUUUGUUUCCAAUCGCAACGCUGUAUUGAUUGGUUGACUGGAAAGAUCGGGAAGCAGCAGUAACAAAAAAAGAAAAAGAGAAUGGAUGAAAGUGCCGAAAAUGUUGACAACGACGACAUUGUCAUCAUCGUGGAGAACGAAGCAGAAAGUUUGCCAGCGGAGGAGGAGAGGCUGAAACAGCAGGGCACCUUCGGGCUCAUGGACACUUGUCCCAUCUGCAAGUUGAGCUUCCACAACAGAGAGCCCAAACUCCUGCCCUGUCUCCACUCCUUCUGCAAGAGGUGUCUGCCUGCACCCUUCAGGAGUGCCGACCCGAGGCGGGACUCGCAAGGUCAAGUCGACAGCAACAAACCACUGGGCGCCAUCCGAUGUCCAGUGUGCAGACAAGAAUGCUGGGAGAUGGACGUGCUGGACAACUUCUUUGUCAAGGACUCUGCCGAGGUGCCGAGCAGCACCGUGGAGAAAACCAGCCAGGUGUGCAUGAGCUGCGAUGACAACACAGAAGCAACAGGUUACUGCGUGGAGUGUGUGGAGUUUCUGUGCGUGACGUGCAUCGAGGCGCACCAGAGGGUGAAGUUCACCAGGGAUCACACCAUACGGCAGAAGGAGGAGAUGUCUCCAGAAGCAUUAGGUAUUUCCACACAGAGGCCUGUGUUUUGCGACAUCCACAAGCAGGAGCCACUGAAGCUGUUCUGUGAGACGUGCGACAGACUCACCUGUCGGGACUGUCAGCUGCUUAAGCACAAGGAUCACAACUACCAGUUUUUGGAGGAUGCAUACAGAAACCACAGGCAGUAUCUGGAGAACAUGACGCAGCAGUUACAAGAGAAAAGAAAAGCGAUUGAGGACGUUUCCAGCUGUAUCAGCACUGGACUCCAACAAGUUGAAGAAAACCGAAAGGCUGUAACGAAUGAAAUAAAGAAGUCCAUCUGUAAUUUGAUCAUGGAGAUCAACAGGAAGGGGAAGAUUCUGAUUAACCAACUCGAGGCUCUGACUAAGGACCAUGAGUUGGGUUUGAAAAAGCAGCAGGAGGACGUUAACUCUCUGAGCAGGCACCUAGACCACGUUAUUAGUUUCACCAAAUGGGCAACAGCCAGCCACAGUGGAACAGCCCUCCUGUACUGCAAGAGACUGAUCCUUUUCCAGAUCCAUUAUCUGAUGAGAGCGAGCUGUAAUCCCUCCAUCGUCCCUCAGAGUUCUGUUCGCUUCCAGUGUCGCUCUGGUUUCUGGGCCACAAACGUAGACCUCGGGUCUCUGGUCGUAGAGAGGGGCCCGGGACGGCCACCCAUCCCCAACCACCAGGCAGCUCCCAGGGCGGAAGCACCCGCCGGAGGUCUGUCGGUCUCGGCUCAGCAGCGACAGAGCACGCUGGCUCAGCUCCAGAUGCAGGUUGACAAGCUUUCCCAACAGCCCCACAGACAGCCCCCUCCCAACCACUGGUCCUGGUACCAGAACGUGAGGCUCCCAGGACCGCCCGGCCCUCCACCUCCGACCAGGCCCAUCCACGGGGGGUCCUCCCCCUCCCAGGGUCCCCCCAGCUUGGCACAGGCAGGACGCAGGUUUGGGAACUCCCACCCCAACCCCAGAAGCCCCACCUCCUCCAUGCUUCACAACACAGGAUUCCCACCUGCUCAGUCUCUGAGAGAUCUGAUCCAUAGCUCCAGCUUCCCUCCUAAACCCAUGGAUGUGUUGCAGGGUACCUCCCGCUACCCACAGCCUCUGUCUGCCGGAGCAGCCACACAGACGUCACUACACCAGAGGGGCCUUCCAGAGUCCUCCUUCCUGAAGAGGAGUGAAGCCAGCGCUUCUGUCCCGUCCAUCACCAUCUCUAUCCCCAAACCCAGCUUAGCUCCAAGUCUGGCCUCAGCAGCUGCAGAGAGAACAAGCACACUUAAUCACGUAACAGGACGGCAGAACUCCCCGAUGGCCAAACCAUCCUCUUCAGACAGAAGCACAGGGACGACUACAUGGAAGCAGACUGCUGAACCGCCAUCCGCCCCCUCAGCCAAACGAAGAAGAAGGUCGUCCCCUGGGCCCAUUAUCGUCAUCAAGGACGAACCAGAGGACGAGGACGAAGUUCGCUUUGUAAGAAGAAGUGUUUUUGUAUUGUUGUGUUAUGAUUUCGUUUUCCUGUAUCUAACUGCAUGGGUUGCCCACAGGUUCAGUUCCAGCGUAGGGUCCAGCCUGCCCGACAGCAGCACCGGGGCUCAGUCAAAGCCCAGGCAGCAGCCGAAGGCGUCCGUCCCGGUCCCGGUCCCCGUGUCGGAGUCCAAAGCCGGGAAAGAUCAGCGUCCUCAGCCCACGGCUCAGCCGGAGUCUGAAAAGAGAGCGGAGCCGGAGGAAGAUCCCAACGAGGACUGGUGCGCCGUCUGUCAGAACGGAGGAGAGCUGCUCUGCUGCGACAAGUGCCCCAAAGUUUUUCAUCUGUCCUGCCACAUCCCCACGCUGAACGAGUCCCCCAGCGGCGAGUGGUUCUGUUCGUUCUGCCGAGACCUCGUCACGCCUGAGAUGGAGUACGACUGCGACAGCAAGGAUGAUCCCGCCUCUGAGGGAUUCCCACCUGUUGACAGACGGAGGUGUGAGAGGCUGCUGCUUCGUCUGUUCUGCAAUGACUUCAGCACUGACUUCCAGCAGGCUGCUUCUCCAUCGGAGACGAGAAGGUACAAAGAGCUGAUCAAGACCCCGAUGGAUCUGUCGAUAGUGAAGAAGAAACUGGAGUCAAAAGCGAAGGAUGGUGAAUGUUAUAGUAGUCCAGAGGGAUUUGUCGCAGACGUCAGGCUGAUAUUUUUCAACUGUGCAAAGUACUACAAGGCGACCUCAGAGGUGGGGAGCGCAGGCUUGUACCUGGAGGAUUACUUUGAGGAACAGCUGAAGCUAGUCUACCCAGAUAAGGUGUUCCCCGGUGGGAGGGAAGAACAGAUGAUCCCUCCUUUAGAGGAUGAGAUAGACGAAGAAGAGGAAGAGAUGAUGGAGCAAGGCGCGGCACCCGCUGAGGGCGACAAAGCACAAAGUCCCGCAGGAGGAGGAAUCCCCCCUGUGGAGGAGGAUUUGGCUCCUCUAGAAGAGGCGCCAGCCCAGGCAGAGGAAGAACAGGCGUUAACCGAGGAGAAAGGGACUGAUAUGAGCAAAAAGGAGAAGGAGGAAAAGGUAGAAGCUGCUGAGAGAGGCACGCCUCCUGCAGAGGGGAUAAAUCAGGAUGAGAAAACUCCUGCAGUGGAGGUGAAACGCUCCCCUGCUGCUGGUAGUGAAACAAAAGACGGAGGAGCUCCCAGCUCCCUGAAAGAGGACAAACCAGAGCUGCAGACAGAAAAGACUGUAGAUCCACCUGAAACUGAGAAGAAGGCGGCGGCUCCUGCAGACACAGCCAAAGAGAAGGAGGGAUAGACGGAUCACAGCUGUAGAAAGGAUGGAUGAUCUUAGUCUUCCACAGAAUUGGCCCCAGUGGGGACCUACAUUUGCUGCAAUCAGACACUUUUUGUACUACAUUAUAUUUGCAAUAGGAAAGAAAAGGGUACUGCUGUACUAAACAGACUUAUUUAGUAGCGGUUAUGCUGUAGAUGCACAUUGAAGGGAGUAAAUAAGCUCAUAUUUUUGUGUGUGAUUUUUGCUGGACUGAGGUUACACUUUUACUGUAACAUGGAAGGUCACUCUCUGACGAUGACGACACUGAGAAGCACACGAAAGAUAACUCUUUGUCGAUAGGAUUACGUGUCAGUUGUCAUCAGUUUACCUUGCUUAUCACUUGUACAUAAUGCCAUGAACUGAAGGCACAAACGCUGCAAUCAACAUCAGAAAACAGACUUUGGAUUAGAAAUGCAUGCGAGAUGUCUUAAUAUAAAUAAUAAUGCCUCCAUUUUUGUGUCUAUAGAUUUUAGCUCACUUGUACUAGCCACUUGGCUCAUAAACAAAUCAUGUUUUAUUGCAAUAGUAUUUUUUAUUUUAUUAGUAUUGUAAUAAUGCUAUGUACGCAACAGGUAGGGCUGCUGUAUGUACUGUAGUUUCUGAGCAUAUAUCGGAGCAGUUUAAACAAUCCCUCACGAACCCUGGCAAUUUGAAAACUUUUCAUCUCUGUGUUGCCAGUUUGAGGCCUCAAAGAUGGUUUCUCAUUCAGCUGCCCUGUUGGUUUUAUCAAGUUUUCUUUACAGACUUUAUUUAUUUAAAUGUUAUCAGUCAGAGACACGAUUAUCACCUUCUCAUUGUCAGCCUCUGACAACAGCGUGUCCUUGCCCUUCUUCAUGAUGAAUGUCGGACAAGAACCUGAUUGUUUUAAUCAGUUUUCCUCAUUGAAAUAAUGAGAAAUGCAUGAAAUUGCACAGAUUUGGCCGCCUUAAAAACAAAACACAUUUUUGACAGAUGCUUCAGUACAACCUGAGAAGAGUGAGUCAAAAACUGACACUUCAGUUUGGAAAUACAUUCUUUUGUCUACUAUCAUCACUUUAUUACAAAUUGUGGAUGCACAGGACCCAGAAAUGAACUCUAAGAAACAAUGUGGAGCAUUAAAAACACCUGCAUUAACGAUAUUUGUAAUAAACAGUGUUACAUGUAGAUGUGA